Messenger RNA from Suncus etruscus (white-toothed pygmy shrew), 6677 nucleotides. RefSeq names its product collagen type XXVII alpha 1 chain (gene COL27A1). The coding region runs from base 1 to 5532 and encodes 1843 amino acids. The transcript is spliced from 61 exons. Gene Ontology annotation, molecular function: extracellular matrix structural constituent. Lineage: Eukaryota; Metazoa; Chordata; Mammalia; Eulipotyphla; Soricidae. The record is from RefSeq and is a predicted model, not a curated record.
AUGGGAGUGGGGUCUGCGAGGGGGGCCCGAGGCACAGCGGCGGCGGAGGUGGCAGCGCCCGGGAGGGGGUUUCUCUUCACCUGGCUCGUCAUUGGGCUGGCCAUUCACCUGGCGUCCACCCAAGGGGCUCCUGAAGAUGUGGAUGUCCUGCAGCGGCUGGGUCUCAGCUGGACAAAGGCGGUGGGUGGCCGGGGCCUUGCGCCACCUGGAGUCAUUCCCUUCCCUUUGGGCUUCAUCUUUACCCAGCGGGCCCGACUACAGGCACCAACGUCUGCCAUCAUUCCCAGCAUCCUGGGCACCAAGUUGGCACUGGUCCUGAGCCUCUGCUCCCAUCGGCUCAAUCAUGCCUUCCUCUUCACCGUGCGCAGCCACAAGCAACAGCUGCAACUGGGCCUGCAGUUUGUCCCUGGCAAGACGGUCGUCCAUCUGGGGCCUCGACACUCGGUGGCCUUCGACCUGGACGUGCAUGAUGGCAGCUGGCAUCACCUGGCGCUGGAGCUCCGAGGUCGCUCGGUUACCCUGGUGACGGCGUGUGGCCAGCGCCGGACACCCAUCUCACUGCCUUUUACCCGGGACCCAGCCCUGGACCCCCAGGGAUCCUUCCUCUUUGGAAAGCUGAACCCCCAAACGGUGCCCUUUGAGGGGGCUCUGUGCCAUUUCAGCAUCCACCCUGUGGGGCAGGCUACUCACAAUUACUGUACCCUCCUGAGAAAGGAGUGUGGGCAGGCCCAUGCACCCUGGCCCUGGGUAGGAGCCCUCCCCCACGCAGACUCUGGCCCACCCUUGGCCUUGCACACGGAAUCAGACUUUUUGGGCUUGCAGAACCUGACCACAUUCGCACCUGCUUUACAGUUUCGCCUGGCUAGUCGAGGAGCUGGGGUGACCAUGGCGUCUGCCAGGCCCACCAAGCCACUGAGGACCAGCAGUGUGGCCGCUCCCCGGCAUUCCCCAGCCCAGACCCCACGGCCACCUGCCACGCUCUUGGCCAAGAAGAAAGUGCUUUCUUCUGUGCUCCCAGCCUCUCCCACUCACUCCUCCAGGUCUGAGCAUCCCCCCAGCCAAAACAGCGCCACUCAGCACCCCAAAAGCCACCGUGCCAAACCCUCCACCCCUCAUCCUUCAGUAGCUCCACUCAAAAGCCCCCGCCGUUCCCACAAGGCAUCUCCCCCUCCUGUCACAAAACCAGCUCCAGUCACCAAGAAGCCAGACCCCACUGUCCACCCAGUUCCUGUUGUAGCCGCCACUGGGGCCACCAGGAAGCCAACCCAGAAAAAACCCACCUCACCCAGACCUCCCACCACUAGUGUUCAGCCUCUGCUUCCUGCCACAGGCACCUCUAAAAAGCCCGUUUCCACCCAAAAAGGCCAGGCUCGCAAGCAGCACCCCAAGAGCGGCCGUGCCAGUGGGCCAGUCCCUGCCCUCAACAGCACAGUCAGGUCUUCCGUGCCCACAGUCCUGCCCCUCUCACUGCUCCCCAAUCCCAGCUCCCUCAGGGCCCUACAGCCACCAGCCACAGCAAUUCCUCUGGGCCUCUCUCCUGGUGGUUCUGGGCCUACCCGAAGUCGAAAACCCACUGGAUCCGCCACCAAAAAAGCCCGAUCCCAGAGUGGCUCCCCAAAGCCUGUGUCCCUUAGCCGUGGUGGCAAGGCAUCUGGCAUUGUUCUGUGGACCCAUCCAACCAUGGGGCCCAGUCCUAGCCAGCAGACACCGCCAGCUCCAGCCUUGAUCCCAGCACGGCUCCUGACCUCCACCCCUCAGUUUACCACCAGUGGCUACGCCUUCUUCCACCUGGAAGGACCCACGCCAUUCCCACUACUGAUGGGACCUCCGGGGCCCAAGGGAGACUGUGGAUUACCGGGUUCCCCUGGGCUGCCAGGACUUCCUGGACCCCCUGGUGCACGAGGUCCUCGGGGUCCUCCUGGGCCGUACGGAACCCCGGGCCUCCCUGGCCUGCCUGGACCCAAAGGACAAAAAGGGGACCCAGGACUUUCACCUGGAAAGGCCCGUGAUGGAGUACAGGGUGACAUGGGCUUGCCUGGCCUCCCAGGCCAACUGGGAUCUCCAGGACGAAAGGGACACAAAGGCUAUCCUGGACCUGCAGGGCACCCCGGAGAACAGGGGCAGCCGGGACCAGAGGGCAGCCCAGGGGUCAAAGGUUACCCUGGCAGGCAGGGGUUACCUGGACCAGUAGGAGAACCUGGACCCAAAGGUGGCCGGGGCUACAUUGGACCCCCAGGGCUCUUUGGCCUCCCAGGGUCUGACGGAGAGCGAGGUCUUCCUGGUGCACCUGGCAAGAGGGGCAAGAUGGGUAGGCCGGGGUUUCCUGGUGACUUUGGAGAAAGAGGGCCUCCGGGACUGGAUGGCAAUCCUGGAGAACUGGGUUUGCCAGGACCAUCAGGAGUUCCCGGCCUCAUAGGCAACAUGGGAGCAAUGGGUCCGAUCGGCUACCCAGGACCGAAGGGCAUGAAGGGACUGAUGGGAAACAUGGGGGAGCCCGGACUGAAAGGUGAUAAGGGUGAACAAGGGGUUCCAGGUGUGUCGGGCGAUCCUGGAUUCCAAGGCGAUAAGGGUAGCCAGGGUUUGCCUGGACUCCCGGGUGCGAGGGGAAAACAAGGACCUCUGGGCAAGGCUGGAGACAAAGGAUCCCUUGGGUUUCCUGGGCCCCCUGGACCAGAGGGGUUUCCUGGAGACAUUGGCUCCCCAGGGGAGAAUGGCCCUGAAGGUGUGAAGGGUAAGACUGGAACUCGAGGCAAGUUGGGCCCCCCUGGACAGCCGGGGCUCGAGGGCGAUGAAGGACCCAUAGGGCCCCCAGGAGUCCCUGGUCUGGAGGGUCAGCCUGGCAGAAAAGGGUUUCCUGGGAGGCCAGGCCUGGAUGGAUUGAAGGGGGAGCCAGGAGAUCCCGGACGGCCAGGACCUGUUGGUGACCAGGGACUUCCAGGAUUCAUUGGCCUAGUUGGAGAGCCAGGUAUUGUGGGAGAAAAGGGUGAUCGGGGCAUAAUGGGACCCCCAGGCCCACCUGGACCCAAGGGAUCAAUGGGUCAUCCUGGAACGCCAGGGGGUGUUGGGAAUCCUGGAGAGCCUGGCCUUUCGGGUCCUCCAGGAUCUCGAGGCCUGCCAGGCAUGAGAGGCCCUAAAGGACGACGGGGCCCCCGAGGACCCGACGGACCAGCUGGAGAUCAGGGGUCCAAAGGCUUAAAGGGAGCCCCAGGAUCGCAGGGCAGACGGGGUCAGCCUGGACAACAGGGUGCGGCUGGCGAGCGAGGGUUCUCGGGGGCACGAGGCUUUCCGGGCAUUCCAGGUCCCUCGGGACCCCCAGGCACCAAGGGGCUCCCAGGAGAACUGGGCCCCCGGGGACCUCCGGGUCCACUCGGCCCCCUGGGAGAGAUGGGACCCAAGGGGCCUCCAGGUGCGGUGGGAGAACCAGGCCUUCCUGGGGAACCUGGACUGAAGGGUGACAUCGGGCCUCUGGGCACCCCUGGGGAGCAGGGCCUCAUCGGGCAGCGAGGAGAGCCUGGCCUUGAGGGGGACAGUGGCCGUGCAGGGCCUGAUGGGCUGAAGGGGGACAGGGGUGACCCUGGGCCUGAUGGUGAACGUGGUGACAAGGGCCAGGAGGGGCUGAAGGGUGACGAUGGGCCCCGAGGCCCCCCUGGUAUUCCUGGUGUUCGGGGUCCUGAAGGAAAACCUGGGAAACAAGGCGAGAAGGGCCGAACUGGAGCCAAGGGUGCCAAGGGCUAUCAAGGACACCUGGGGGAGAUGGGCACCCCUGGAGAUCCCGGACCUGCUGGUACCCCAGGCCCUAAGGGGUCCAGGGGCAGCCUAGGACCAAUGGGUGCACCAGGAAGGAUGGGAGCCCAAGGAGAACCUGGACUGGCUGGUUAUGAUGGACACAAGGGCAUUGGGGGAGGCCUCGGACCUCCCGGACCAAAAGGCGAAAAGGGGGAACAGGGUGAGGAUGGCAAGACUGAGGGGCCACCGGGGCCCCCUGGAGAUCGGGGCCCUGUGGGUGACCGAGGAGACCGUGGAAUGCCAGGGGAUCCCGGAUACCCUGGACAGGAGGGCUUCCAGGGCCCCCGUGGAAAUCCAGGCCAGCAGGGUCGACCUGGACACCCAGGACCCCGGGGACGGCCGGGACCCAAAGGAUCAAAAGGGGACCAGGGCCCAAAGGGAAAGCAAGGCAAGGCUGGGACACCAGGACGCAGGGGGACCCAGGGCCUGCAGGGGCAGCCGGGGCCCCGGGGCGUGGUGGGGAGACAGGGCCCUGAGGGCAUCCCUGGACCUGAUGGGCUUCCUGGCAGGGACGGUCGUGCAGGACAGCAGGGGGAGCAGGGAGACGAUGGGGACCCUGGCCUCCUGGGCCCUGCUGGAAAGAGAGGAAAUCCGGGUGUGGCUGGCUUACCUGGAGCACAGGGGCCCCCAGGAUUCAAGGGUGAACGCGGGUUACCUGGGCAGCUGGGCCCCCCUGGCAAGCGAGGAACAGAGGGAGGAACUGGGCUUCCUGGGAACCAGGGGGAGCAUGGGUCCAAAGGCCAGCCGGGUGACACUGGUGAAAUGGGCUUCCCAGGAGUGGCUGGCCUCUUCGGACCCAAGGGCCCCCCUGGAGACCCAGGCUUCAAAGGUAUCCAGGGCCCUCGAGGGCCUCCAGGUCUGAUGGGAAGACAGGGCAUCAUCGGGCCACUGGGGCUCCUCGGGCCUUCUGGACGUCUGGGUCCAAAGGGUGACAAAGGCAGCCAAGGGAACUUUGGACUGCAAGGUCCGAGGGGUCCUCCUGGCCCCAGAGGACAGCCUGGCCCUCCGGGUCCUCCGGGGAACCCUGUCUACUUUCAACAAGAUGGCUUUGGAGCGGCUUUCCAGACCUGGAUGGACACUCACGGAGCACUGCAGGCAGAGGGAUAUGGCCAUCCGGACCGGCUGGUGCUGGACCAGGGAAGGGAGAUCUUUAGAACCUUACACUACCUCAGCAACCUCAUCCAGAGCAUUAAGACGCCCCUGGGCACCAAGGAGAACCCUGCCCGGGUCUGCCGAGACCUCAUGGAUUGUGAGAAGAAGAUGGUGGAUGGUACCUACUGGGUGGACCCAAACCUCGGCUGCUCGUCCGACACCAUCGAAGUCUCCUGCAAUUUCACACAUGGGGGGCAGACCUGUCUCAAGCCCAUCACGGCCUCCAAGGUCGAGUUUGCAGUCAGCCGGGUCCAGAUGAACUUUCUGCAUCUGCUCAGCUCCGAGGUGACACAGCAAAUCACCAUCCACUGCCUCAAUCUGACUGUGUGGCAGGAGGGCACAGGGCAGGCGCCAGGCAAGCAAUCCGUGCGCUUCCGAGCCUGGAACGGGCAGAUCUUUGAAGCUGGGGGUCAAUUUAGGCCCGAAGUGUCCAUGAAUGGCUGCAAGGUCCAGGAUGGCCGCUGGCAUCAGACCCUCUUCAUCUUCCGGACCCAGGACCCCCAGCAGCUGCCCAUUGUCAGCGUGGACAACCUCCCUCCUGCCUCAUCAGGGAAGCGGUAUCGCCUUGAAGUUGGACCUGCGUGCUUCCUCUGACCUUGACCUCUUGGCCCCUCAGGGCCUCAUGAGGGGAGGAAGAGGAAGAGGAGGCAUCCCGGGAGAGUUCCUAGGGGCAGGUGGGCCCAGGAACAGUUUGGGGCAGCCCCAACUGUUGUCUGCCCUGAAAAGUGGGUGGGAGUCGCAGGGAACAGGAUAUUCCUGGGAUCCCAGCUCAAGUCCCCAAAACCCACCUAAGAAUCCGCCAUGGUGUUCUGGCCUCGGGGCCACAGGCACCUGAGAAUAGUCUCCCAGCUCUGUGGCCACCCCUUCCUGCCCCAGUGUCCCAUCUGAAGAGCCCCCACAUUCACACCAGCUGGAGAGAAGGGGGUCCCUGUCGGCUGGUCCCUGCCAGGGAGUAUCGAUGUGCAAUAGUAGUGAAGAGAUAUGGAAAAGACAAAAAGGAAAGACAGAAGUAUAUAUAUUUUAUUUAAACUAUUCAAAGAAGGUGGGUGACUAUUUGUCUUCACCAGGGAAAAGAGGUGAAAGGGUAAGAGAGAGCAGACGGGUUCUGGGGUGAGAGUAGAAGCCAAGGGCACCACAGGGUAGCCAGGGAGGCCCCCUUACUACCUCCCACUGUGAAGUCGCUGGUGCUCGAAAUUUUCUCCUAGUGUCUGUGAUUAUUUUUUAAGGGGGGGAAAUACACCCUAUUUAAGAAUCUGAAGGUGCUACCAUUUUUGCCACAGACUUUGAAGCAACAUUUUUUGCCAUGGGAGUCAUUCCCGUGUGUCUCUCUCCUCCAGCCGAACAGUUGAGGGGAUUUUUGCCCAUUUUUCUUGGCAUCUCCCCUUGAGUUCAUCAGGUAACUUACUAAGGAAUGGUGGAGGUGGAAGGGAAGAAAAUAAAAAAAAGAAGAAGAAAAGCAAAGUCAGAAUGAAAACAAAACAAAAGAAAAAAAAAAGAAAAAAAGAAAAACAAAAAAAAAAUUGCCUACCCAAAACAGAAGUAGAGAGAUUUUUACCUUUUUACCUUUUAACUUAUGGACUUGGUGAUGUUUCUCUAAGUCACAGGCAAGUCUGAAUAGGCAGGACCUUGGCUUGGCCUUUCUCCAUGCUGGUAGGAAUUUAGGCUGAUUUAGAAGGGUUCAUCUCUUGGGAUGGGAGUGAUAGCACAGAGGGUAGUUAGGAUGUUUGCCUUGCACACAG